AAUAUAUUUAUUAUCUGUAUAUUCAGCUGUUGUCUGUCUGUGUCUGUCUCUCAGGACCAGCCGAUCGUCCUGAACAGGAAGAAGAAGUUGGGGGGUCGCGGGGCGAACGACUUCAACGCUGACUUUGAUUUCGGAGAGAGAGACGGGCCGAUCGACGACGACUGGGUGAUGGCCGACAUCAUGAAGCAGCUCAAGACCAAGAGGAUGGCGACCACUCUGGAUCAGAAGAUAGAGAAGAUCAGAAAGAAGAGGAAGGCUGAGGAGAGAUGUGCUGAGGAGAACCAGGAGGACCCGGGGAACCAGGAGGACCAGGAGGACGAUGUGAAGCCAGCGGCAGGAGAGGAAGAUGAAAAUGAUGAUGAUGAUGAUGAUGAAGAACAGGAGGAGGAUGAAGACGAGUUUGAUUCAGACGAUGAAGAGAUUCUGACCAAAUCAGACACGCUGAGAGACAAAGACCGACGCCGGAGGAAGAGGAAGGGGGGAGCGGAGGCUCCGGACAAGUUCUACGCCGACGCGUCUCAGUUCGAUGAUCAGCUGACGUUUGACAACAUGAACCUGUCCCGCCCGCUGCUCAAGGCCAUCAGCUCCCUGGGCUUCCAGCUGCCGACCCCGAUCCAGAAGGCCUGUGUUCCCGUCGGUCUGCUGGGCCGAGACCUGUGUGCCUGCGCUGCUACCGGGACAGGGAAGACUGCGGCCUUCAUGCUGCCUGUGUUGGAGCGCUUGGUUUAUAAACCCCGGACCACCCAGGUGACCCGGGUCCUGAUCCUGGUUCCCACCAGGGAGUUGGGGAUCCAGGUCCACUCUGUGGGCCGACAGCUGGCCCAGUUCACCUCCAUCACCACCUGCCUAGCUGUCGGCGGGCUGGACCUGAAGUCCCAAGAGGCCGCGUUACGGGCGGGUCCAGAUGUUCUGGUGGCCACGCCGGGCCGGCUCAUCGAUCACCUUCACAACACGCCGAGCUUUGAGCUGAGUCACAUCGAGAUCCUGAUCCUGGACGAGGCGGACAGGAUGCUGGACGAGUACUUCGAGGAGCAGAUGAAGGAGAUCAUCCGCCUGUGUUCCUACAACAGACAGACCAUGUUGUUCUCCGCCACCAUGACGGAGGAGGUGAAGGAGCUGGCGGCUGUCUCGUUGAAGGAGCCAAUCAGGAUCUUCGUUAACAGCAACACAGACGUGGCCCCGUGUCUGAGACAAGAGUUCAUCAGAAUCCGCCAGAACCGGGAGGGGGACAGGGAGGCCGUGGUGGCCGCGCUGCUGACUCGGACCUUCCAGGAUCACGUGAUGUGUUUCACUCAGACGAGGAAACAGGCUCACAGACUGCACAUCCUGCUGGGACUGCUGGGGCUGAAGGUCGGAGAACUGCACGGAGAACUGAGCCAGAACCAGAGACUGGAAAACCUCAGGCGUUUUAAGGACGAUCAGAUCGACAUUUUGGUGGCGACAGACGUAGCGGCCAGAGGUCUGGACAUCGACGGAGUUAAAACGGUGAUAAACUUCACCAUGCCGUCCACGGUGAAGCACUACGUCCACCGCGUGGGACGCACGGCGAGAGCCGGCCGCUCCGGCCGCUCGGUGUCUCUGGUCGGAGAGACGGAGAGGAGGAUGCUGAAGGACGUGGUGAAGUCAGCCAGGAGCAGCGUGAAGGCUCGCGUCCUGCCGCCAGAGGUGAUCCUUAAGUUCAGAGAUCUGAUCACGAAGCUGGAGAAAGACGUGCAGGCUGUGAUGAAGCUGGAGAGAGAGGAGAGAGAGAUGGCUGCGACUGAGGCCAAGGUACACGACGCUAACACCAUCUACAUCUCCCAUCUCUUCCAGUCUGAGGAGCGCUCCCAGUUCGAGAUCUUGAAGGCUCAGAUGUUCGCUGAGCGAGCGGCGAAAAGAGAGAGACGCCCGAAGAGAGCGAGAGCCAUGAUGGGAGAGGAGACGCCCACCAUAGCAGCCAAUCAGAAAGCAGGAAAAGGCGGGAAGAAGACGGUGUUUGACCGAGAGCUGACCAACACGAGCAAGAAAGCUCUGAAACACUACAGAGCAGGCCCAUCAUUUGCAGACAGGAAGCGUCUUGGUAUGGACAGGAAACGUCCUGGCAGCUCCAAGUUCAAGAAAAAGUGAGGACAUCCAAGAUGGCCGCCUGGAGCAUGUUGUCUUUGCUGUAAAUCUGAUAUAUUUUUUUUUUUCAUUUAAGAAGUUUUAAAUAAAGUUGCAGUCUGUAUGAAA
Messenger RNA from Etheostoma cragini (Arkansas darter), 2211 nucleotides. RefSeq names its product DEAD (Asp-Glu-Ala-Asp) box polypeptide 27 (gene ddx27). Lineage: Eukaryota; Metazoa; Chordata; Actinopteri; Perciformes; Percidae. The annotation marks the transcript as partial. The record is from RefSeq and is a predicted model, not a curated record. The transcript has 18 exons. Gene Ontology annotation, molecular function: nucleic acid binding; RNA helicase activity; ATP binding.